This is a messenger RNA of Dictyostelium purpureum, 1323 nucleotides long. RefSeq lists its product as uncharacterized. The coding region runs from base 1 to 1323 and encodes 440 amino acids. NCBI's taxonomy places the organism in Eukaryota, Evosea, Eumycetozoa, Dictyosteliales, Dictyosteliaceae. The transcript has 3 exons. The record is from RefSeq and is a predicted model, not a curated record.
AUGUUUCAAACACUAUCGUUUAAAUCAAUAGAGUGUCCAUAUAAUUCACAAUGUCCUUUAAAUACAUUAUGUUUUUUUAAACACACAUCUAUAGAUGUAAAUAAUAAUAUAAAUAACAAUAGUAAUAGUAUACUAAUUAAUAAUAAUAAUAAUAGUCAUUUGUUUAAUAAUAAUAAUAAUAAUAAUAAUAAUAAUAAUAAUAAUAAUAAUGAUAAUAAUAAUAAUGAUAAUAAUAAUAAUAAUAAUAAUAAUAAUAAUUAUAGCUUUAAUUCAAAAUUUAAUAAUAAUAACGAUAAUAAUAAUGAAGAAGAAAGUUUUAGUGAAUAUAAUCCAGACGAAGAACCAAUCGACUUGGAUAAAAUAUCAGAAAGCUCUUUUACAAGCGUACAACCAAAACAACAAAAUUCAUCAACAAUACAUUCACCACAAACCCAUAUACCUUUUAAAAAAAGACUGCAAUUUGAAAGUAGUCCAAUUAAAUCACCAACAAAUAUAGCGGCGCAACAACUAUCACCACAACUACAGCCACCACAAAUUCAAACCUCACCUCCUACAGUAACAUCAAAAAUACUGCCAAUCCAAACAGCAACUACUUCACCUCCGCAACCAGCAACCAAUAUUAGUAAACCCACACCACCUACCACUAGAAGACAAAAAGAACUAUUGGAAAAAGAAAAAGAAAAGGAGAAUCAAGAUAAAGAGGGUAUCGAUAGUAGCCAAGAACAAGAGCAACAUGAAAUUGAACAAGAGGAACAUGCCGAAACAAAAUCAAAACGAAAAAGAGAAAAACCAACAACAACUGUAACAACAACAACAACAACAACAACAGAAGAGACUACACCAACUAAAAAAGGUAGAGGUAAAAAAACUAUUAACGAGGUCCAAACUAAUCCAAAUGAUGCACAGAAAUUAAAAACCUCUUAUAUGAACCCAACUUUAAAAUCACAACUUUCAAAAGCUCCUAGACAAGAAAUGUUAGAUUUAAUUCAAAAAGAAGAUAUAUAUGAUGCAAAUAAAUGGAAUGCGUUAAAUGUCGAUCCUGCUCAAUUGCCAACUAUAGCAAUGGAAGCAAGAACCAAAGUACCAAGAUCCGUUAGGCAAAUUAUGCUUUUUCAUAUCUUAGAAAAAUGUUUAGAAAUUAUAAAAGAUUCAAAAAGAGCGAUUCCUCAAGCAGUAAAAAUAGAAGAAAUAAUUUAUGGAGACGCAUUUAGUAAAAAUGUAUAUUUAAAUUUGGUAGAUAUGGAGCUUCCAAAACUAUUAGAACAAACCAAAGAGGAGAUAGAAGGUAGUGAAGAAAAUGAAUCAGAAGAAGAUGAAGAGUAA